UUAGCUGCUCCUGUAGCCAGCAGCCUUCAAACCUUGCAGAGUUUUGCUCUCUGAGAGUUUGUAAUAAGACACAUUCCUCUUACAAGAGUUCAUACUGCAACAUAGCAAAGAACAUUAAAUUUUUGGAAGAACAAUAUAUUCAUUUUGGCAUUGUGCAGAGACCCUAACUCUACCUUUCUGCUUUAAAGCCAAGUAAACUCGGUGGCCUCCUCUUCUCCACUUUCAAAAUGAUAGCAAUCUCUGCUGUCAGCAGUGCCCUCCUGUUCUCCCUUCUCUGUGAAGCCAGUGCUGUCGUCUUACUCAAUUCCACUGACUCAUCCCCGCCAACCAAUAAUUUCACUGAUAUUGAAGCUGCUCUAAAAGCACAACUAGAUUCUGCGGAUAUUCCCAAAGCCAGGCGGAAGCGCUACAUUUCGCAGAAUGACAUGAUCGCCAUUCUUGAUUACCAUAAUCAAGUUCGGGGCAAAGUGUUCCCACCAGCAGCAAACAUGGAAUAUAUGGUUUGGGAUGAAAAUCUUGCAAAAUCUGCAGAGGCUUGGGCAGCUACUUGCAUUUGGGACCAUGGACCUUCUUACUUAUUGAGAUUUUUGGGCCAAAAUCUGUCUGUAAGAACUGGAAGGUACCGCUCUAUUCUCCAGUUGGUCAAGCCAUGGUAUGAUGAAGUGAAAGAUUAUGCCUUCCCAUAUCCCCAGGACUGCAACCCCAGAUGUCCUAUGAGAUGUUUUGGUCCCAUGUGUACACAUUAUACACAGAUGGUUUGGGCCACUUCUAACCGGAUUGGAUGUGCAAUUCAUACCUGCCAAAACAUGAACGUUUGGGGAUCUGUGUGGCGACGUGCAGUUUACUUGGUAUGCAACUAUGCCCCAAAGGGCAACUGGAUUGGAGAAGCACCAUAUAAAGUAGGGGUACCAUGUUCAUCUUGUCCUCCGAGUUAUGGGGGGGCUUGUACUGACAACCUGUGUUUUCCAGGAGUAACAUCAAACUACCUGUACUGGUUUAAGUAAGCUGAUCCUUAGGAAGUGUCAUGGUGUCUGGGAAUCAGAGUCAUAUAUAUAUAUUGACCUUUGCACAUAUUUUAUAUAUAUAUAUAUAUAUGAUAAUCUUGUUUUCCUUUCAGUAUUCAUUUGUAUAAGUUAGUGUUUGUCUAGUAUGUUUGUUUAAUCCUUUGAGAGAAACAGUACAUCCAUUUCUAGUUAAUGAUCUCUAAGCCUAAAUUAAAAUUGUAUGUAUGUGGCGAUGACAUAAUUGAUGCAUCCAGUUCCAAAACGUGCAUUCCAAAGAAGUAAUAUUAUUAUGUUCCUAAGGAAUAAAUUACAUAGUUGACCUGUAAAGUGUAUAUGUAUGUAUAAAAUACAUAUACAUAUAUAUGAAAAAAACAUAUGAGCUGUGAUGUAACACAUAAUUAAUUAUGAUAUGGUCUGGGAGUUAACUUUUUUCUUAGGAGAGGUUUUUGCUGCGGGGUGUGUGCACUUACCCGAGAGACAGAGAAGGACAGAGAGACAGAAAGCAAGAA
Tupaia belangeri chinensis (Chinese tree shrew) is the source of this 1513-nucleotide messenger RNA. RefSeq names its product peptidase inhibitor 15 (gene PI15). The record is from RefSeq and is a predicted model, not a curated record. Bases 228 to 1004 code for a protein of 258 amino acids. Lineage: Eukaryota; Metazoa; Chordata; Mammalia; Scandentia; Tupaiidae. Gene Ontology annotation, cellular component: extracellular region. The transcript has 6 exons.